Molecule: messenger RNA, 2665 nt
Organism: Phalaenopsis equestris
Lineage: Eukaryota; Viridiplantae; Streptophyta; Magnoliopsida; Asparagales; Orchidaceae
Product: peptidyl-prolyl cis-trans isomerase CYP65
Exons: 11
Coding region: 462-2258 (598 amino acids)
Biological process (GO): protein polyubiquitination; protein peptidyl-prolyl isomerization
Cellular component (GO): catalytic step 2 spliceosome
Molecular function (GO): ubiquitin-ubiquitin ligase activity; peptidyl-prolyl cis-trans isomerase activity
Source: RefSeq, a predicted model, not a curated record
CGCAAACCUUCGCUGCCUCGCUCCCCUCUCCUUUCGCUCGAAACCAUCUUCUACUGUCCCCUUCUUCGUCCUACCCUGCUCGAAACCCUAGCGGUACAGUCGCGACUCGAGCUACCUGUGAAGGCAACGACGGGAUUGCGGCGUACAAAAGAACUCCUAUACUCCCGUAUAUCUUUUUUUCCCACUCCACUCGUACCGGACUAAUCUUCAUCUUUCUCAUCCUUUCUCCCACCCCGCUUCCCGCGCUUCAGAUCUUCUGAAUCCCAUAAAUCCACCUCCCAACAGGAUUUAUUAAAUCCGGGAUUUAAGGCAAAACGGUGGAGAAACGGGAUUUGAAGUUGUCAUUUUUGAUGCUUGGCAGGAUUUAGGUUAAAUCCUGAUCAAAUCCUGCUACCAAAGAGCCUCAUAAGUCUUUGCUGAUCAGCCCCUUUCUCCCUUGCUCUCGGUGUUCAUCGGAGAAGAUGGGGAAGAAACAGCACAGCAAGGAUCGAAUGUUCAUCACGAAGACAGAAUGGGCAACGGAGUGGGGCGGCGCUAAAUCCAAAGACAAUGGCAUACCUUUCAAGCGCCUUCCAUUCUACUGCUGCUCGUUAACAUUCACUCCUUUCGUGGAUCCCGUCUGCACGGAUGAUGGAAGUGUGUUCGAUGUAAUGAAUAUAAUCCCGUAUAUUAGGAAGUUUGGGAAGCAUCCUGUCAAUGGAGGGCCUCUGAAGCAGGAUGAUUUAAUUCCCCUGACAUUCCACAAGAAUUCAGAUGGGGAGUUUCAUUGUCCUGUUCUCAACAAAGUCUUCACAGAAUUUACACACAUCACUGCUGUAAAAACUACUGGAAAUGUGUUCUCUCAUGAGGCAAUCAAAGAACUAAAUAUCAAAAACAAAAACUGGAAGGAGUUACUAACAGAUGAACCAUUUACGAAAGAUGAUUUGAUAACAAUUCAGAAUCCGCAUGCACUUGAUAGCAAGGUGGUCGUUGAAUUUGAUCAUUUCAAAAAAAAUCUGAAGCUUGAAGAUGAUGAUUUGAAUAGGAUGAAAGAUGAUCCUACCUAUAACAUAAAUGUUUCUGGUGAUAUCAAGCAAAUGCUGCUAGAUCUUGGAACGGAAAAGGCAAAGCAAGUUGCUUUACUUGGUGGUGGUGGAAGCAAAGCACAAAAUGAAAGAGCAUCCGCUCUUGCUGCCAUUUUGGCUGCAAGAUCACGCAUCAAAGAAGAUAAAAAUUCAAAUUCUAAAGGAGAUGAUAAACCGACUCAAUCUUUUAGUAUCGUGGAUGCAGCAUCUGCUUCUGUUUAUGGGAGAAGCGCAGAAGCAGCAAAAGUAGCUUCUAGUGACAAAACAGCAGCUCGUAUUGCGAUGCACAGGGCAGGAGAAAGGGCACCUGUAAACGCGAAGCUAGUGAAAAGCCGUUUCACCACCGGCGCUGCUUCAAGAUCAUUUACAUCAACUUCUUAUGAUCCAGUUACAAAAAAUGAAUUUGAAUAUAUCAAAGUUGAAAAAAAUCCAAAGAAAAAAGGAUAUGUUCAGCUGCAUACGACACAUGGCGAUUUGAAUGUGGAGCUUCACUGUGAUAUAACUCCGCGGGCAUGUGAAAAUUUCAUCACUCUCUGUGAACAGGGAUAUUAUAAUGGGAUUUCUUUUCAUCGAAAUAUAAGAAACUUUAUGAUUCAAGGCGGGGACCCGACGAGUACUGGAACGGGUGGGCAGUCCAUUUGGGGUAAGCCUUUCAAGGAUGAGUUAAAUUCAAAAGUAUUGCACUCAGGAAGGGGUGUUGUUAGUAUGGCUAACAGUGGACCUCAUUCAAAUGGCUCCCAGUUCUUCGUUCUAUACAAGUCUGCAAACCAUUUAAAUUUCAAGCACACGGUGUUCGGUAUGGUUGUAGGUGGCUUGACCACCCUCGCUGCUAUGGAAAAGGUUCCUGUUGAUGACGAUGAUCGACCUUUGGAAGAGAUAAAGAUCAUAAAUGUAAAAAUUUUUGUAAAUCCCUACACUGAGCCGGAUGAGGAUGAAGAGAAAGGAGAAAAGGAGGCUGCUCCAGCCAUCGAAGAUGAUGACGACAAGCAUAAAGUGGGUUCAUGGUUCAGCAAUCCAGCUACAGCUGCAACUGGGAAUGAAACUUCAACUGGUGGUGUGGGAAAGUAUCUUAAAUCGAGGAACACCAGAUCCGACGCCGCAGAAGGCAACAACAAUACAGGUCUUGAUUCCUCCAUGAAGAAGAGAAAGGUAGCAGCAUCAACUGUAGAAUAUAAUAAUUUUUCAAGCUGGUGAAUACUUUGCCAUCUAUGUUUAUCAGAGGGGCCUGGUAAGAAAAAUCUUCUUAUGGAUUUCAAUCCUGUUAGUAUAUGUUAUCUGAACAAUCUUUAGAAGAGUUGGUCUAUGAGCUUUAUUGGUGGGUGGGUGGGGGUUACAACAGGAAUGGCUGAGUGAUUUAAGUUUUCAUUGAUUAAUUUUGUUUUGUAUGUCAUGGGGUGGAACCGGCAUUAUUAUUUAGGGUGGGUAAUAUUAUCAAAUUCUCUAAAUUACAUAAGAAAAAGGUAUUAAAUUUUACUAUUUGUAUAGAGAAAUUAUAAAAUGUGAGCAAUUGCCCAUCCUAGACAUGACAUGAUUCUGCUCCUGCUUCUGUAUAUAUUUAAACGUUAGAUUGUUUCGAGUCAUCAUGAUCAAAUUUUGGCGAG